Messenger RNA from Paecilomyces variotii, 1410 nucleotides. RefSeq lists its product as hypothetical. The record is from RefSeq and is a predicted model, not a curated record. Gene Ontology annotation, molecular function: protein binding. Lineage: Eukaryota; Fungi; Ascomycota; Eurotiomycetes; Eurotiales; Thermoascaceae. The transcript has 3 exons. The coding region runs from base 1 to 1410 and encodes 469 amino acids.
AUGCUGUGUAUCCUGUGGACUCAGUGUUGGGUGGAGACCAGCUUGGGUCCAGACGUUUCGAGCAAUACCGCUGCCUCUGAAAUAUGGCGAGACCGGUCUUUAACCCGCACAUAUAUAGUAUACGUGGCCUCGGACGGGAUUCGACUCUCCGGCAUCGCUUUCAACGAGAACUAUCGCAAACGCUUCGUACUUCCUGUCGAAGAAACUGCGCGGUGGGAUACCAUCUGUCACGGUGGAUUCAUCCACCUAUGGCCGACACCGGAUGACAUCGAACAAAACGCAUUCCUAUUCCAUGAGGCUUGUUGGAACCUUCUGAUGGAGCAUUUUGGGCCAGGGGAACUUCGUCUGGACCGGCUUUUUGAGGUUUGUCCCGUGCUCCUAAAGAUGCGUAAUGUAUCUCGUUUUCAUUGCAGAAAGCCUGAUCCAUGCGACGUUCCGACCAUCGAGGACGUCGUGCAGUCUACAACUGUCAUCCAGAAACCAAAGCAAAGAGUAGCUAAUAGUCUGUAUGGAACCCAAAGUACCAUGGCAGACCCUCUGGGAAUACUUCCAUUUGAGAUCCGAGAGGAGAUAGCAACGUACUUAUCAACAGCGGAGAUGUUUAACCUCCGUCUUGCUUCGCGAGCAAUGCUCGAUAUAUUUGCAAGUCAGACUUUUUGGAAGACUCGGUUCUAUGUAAACCAAGAUUGUGGUUUUCUAGGUUAUUUACUCACUGAUCCCACAAAGAGAAAAUCUUGUCCGACUGUGGAUUGGCGGCUUCUCUACCGCGCCGCUGAUAAGAUCCCGGUUCACGUCGAUCAACUCAGAAUUAGAAAGGAAAUUUGGGAUGUGAACCAGUGGCUAAAAACCACCGCGACUAUGAAAUCCACCGCAGAAGACCAUAGAGUUAUGACUUUUGAGGAAGAGCGAACCCGUCGUUGGGAGUGGAAGGUGGUACAAGGAGCUAUAUUUCCUGACGAUGAAACUAUCGUUUCCAAAACCUACCGUUACCUGGAGGCAUCGUAUAAGCAAACCAUCUCUAUCCCACAAUGCCUUACAGGGAUCAGGGCGUCUAUUCUGCACGAGAGAGACAGAACGUAUAUAACAGGUAUGGAUCUCAUCCGUGAGGAUAACUCAAUGAUAAGCGUUGGAUAUAAACUUCCAGGCGAGCAUGUUAUGCUAGCUAUUCGGUCUUUAAGAGGCUUUGAAGUUGCUGUAGGCAGUGGAGGCAUCCGCGCACUGAAACCUAUAACGACUCCCAACUCCUCGCAAUGGCUGGGAAGCCCCACAGAUUUCGAUCCAAGAUGGCACCUGCAGUGCGAUAGGGCUUGUAUAACCAGUCGACUGGUAUCAGAUGUGGAGAUAGAUGCGCUUGAGUUUACGUUUGAUGUCAGUCUGUUUAACCCUGUCUUCAUCUUCUCCUACCCCUGA